Plectropomus leopardus (leopard coralgrouper) is the source of this 3932-nucleotide messenger RNA. RefSeq names its product nuclear factor, interleukin 3 regulated, member 2 (gene nfil3-2). Gene Ontology annotation, biological process: regulation of DNA-templated transcription; circadian rhythm. Gene Ontology annotation, cellular component: nucleus. The record is from RefSeq and is a predicted model, not a curated record. NCBI's taxonomy places the organism in Eukaryota, Metazoa, Chordata, Actinopteri, Perciformes, Serranidae. Gene Ontology annotation, molecular function: DNA-binding transcription factor activity; DNA binding.
GGAGGGGGCAGAGCCGAGAGAGAAACAAAAAACGUGACUAGGCACCCAAAGCGUCCUGUUAUGCAACAACUGACCUACUAACAUACAUUUAGAGACUCGGAGGGAGAAGGAGAGAGAGAGAGGGAAGGAAACAGAGAGAGGGAGGAAUUGGAGCAAACAUGACAGGAGGAGCGCGCUGAAAACAAGCGGCACUGUGUUCACACUCGCGCAUAAACCUGCGCUAAUCGGAGAGCUGGUGUUUGGAAAGUGACGGACGGUGUGCGCGAGUACAGCAGCCGAUGCGCAAAGCGGAUUGUUGGACUGUAUCCUCUGUGCUACUUUUAGACAAAAGGGCCUUUCAUCUCGUAGUCAAAUGAGGAGAGACAGACAGAAGCUCCCUGAGAGACAGACACGCAGAGGUAGAUGGGCCGACCUACAUCCUGCUGUUUGUGUGGAGAUCUAGAACGCCGGCUCAGCUCACUGUGCUAAACCUUCAACAACCAACAGCCCAAAAGCAAGAGGCAAGAAAGACAUUUGUGGUUUUUUUUUUAAAGACUGAUCUGAUCCACUUUGGGUCUGUGAUACUUUAAAGAGUCUGGACACUGAACCAAAAACCCUUCAAGUGGAUAAAUGAGGGUUGCUAAUGCUGAGCUCCAGCUGUUCUUUAUUUUUUUGGCUAAUUUGGGCACUUGAGUCCCAUCCUGACAAAAGAACACUGAACCUGCAAUAAACAACAAGAACUCAGCGAGAAAAAGUUGUCCCCAUCCCCCUCCAGCCCUUGUCCUCUGACCCGGUUCUUUUCCUGCGGCACAUUUCAAAGUGGCUGAAAGAUGGAAAAUCUGACUUCAGCUCUCAAAACAUUAAACAAAAACUCAGGGAAUAACCUCAGCUGCCUUGAGACCUUCAGCAGCUAUGAAGAGUCUCUUCCUUCUGUUGACGGGAGUCCGGCUCGCCUGGGGCGCCUCAUCAAGCCCAAACCCAACAUGAGCUGCAGGCGGAAACGUGAGUUCAUUUCAGAUGAGAAGAAGGACGCCUGCUACUGGGAGAAACGCCGCAAAAACAAUGAGGCAGCCAAGCGCUCCCGGGAGAAGCGGCGCCUCAAUGAUAUGGUUUUGGAGAACCGCGUCAUUGCACUGAACGAUGAGAAUGUGAGGCUGAAGACGGAGCUGCUCCAGCUGAAGCUGCGCUUCGGCCUCAUAAGCACUGCGUCCUACAUUGAAAAGAGCCAGCAGAUCGGUGUAAGCAACAGCACAGGAAAUGGAGGCUCCUCGUCAUCCUCCUCCUCCUCCGCUCAGUACUACUCCAGCGGCUACUCUAGUGGUUCUCAGGUGAUGAUGAACUCUGACUCCUCAGAAACGGAGCAGCUGGUGAAAUACUCCCCACGUGGCUCCCUCUCCGACAUGUCCGACGGCUCCUCCAGGGACAGCCCAGAGCCAAUUCCCUUCGAGAUCAAGCAGGAAGGAGACAGGCUCGAGAUGGACAUCGCCAACGGCACCACCACCCAGAUCAUGUUCAACAUCCACCGUGGUCUGGCAUCCGUGCCCACUCACCACCAGAUCCAGCAGCAUUCUCAGGAGCUGGAGACUGCGUAUCACAGCCAACAGCAGCACCACCACCAACAGCAACAACCCCAUCCAGAGCCCGUUUCUGCUAUCAGCACUGUCAGCCAGCCCGCCCCUCACCCUCCUGCUGCCCAGAGGAGCGUCAUUCUGUACGGCUCCAGCAGUGCCUCCUAUCCUGUGGAUGCCAUGACGAGGCCCCAGGACAUCGAACUGCAGGCAGCCCAGAAAACGAGCAGCCAGACAUGCAGCAGCCGGCUGCCGCAGACCAUCACAGAGAGCUCCACAGAGACACUGGCUGAGGUGACAAAGCAGCUGGAGAGGAAGACAUUAGACUCGCCUCCGUAUGAGCUCUCAGACAGCCGUAACGAGGCCGGGGACAGACAGGUGUACAGAGUGUGCCAACCGCCCCAGCAGCACCUGCCGCAGGAGCAGCAGGAGAGAGAUCCGUCUGCAACGGAGGGGGUCAACCACUCCUACCUGUACCACCACCUCCAGCAGCCUCAGUCAUACCUCAGUGCCCAAGACGAGGAGCCGCCCGUGCUUACCUACGAGGGCGAGCACAGGCGUGAAACUUUUGGAGGCCAAUCGAGCUCCUGUAACAAGGACACAUCAUCGAGUGACGGAGACCCCCGCAGCUCUGACAAAGAGGCCUCCACGGAUGAUGACGAGUCCCCCUCUUCAUCCUGCUCAGACACGAGCAGCUACCAACAUCUCACCAGCCUCCACCAUCCCGCUUCGCCGCUGCCCUCCUCCCAGGGUGGCUCCCAAGCCUCCCAGGGGGAGGUGAGGGGCACAGCAUUGCCCCACAAACUCAGACUCAAGCACCGGGCCAUGAGCACCGGGAGCAGCGGGGGCUCCGGCCAGGAGUCUCCAACAACUCCUCCUUCGGCCACGCCGCCUCCGCUGCCACAACAUCCCUACCUGUCCCUCAUGCCACAGCAGAACACUGUCCGAGAGAGUCUGGGCGGCAAACAGGCGGUGUCGGCGGAGGCGGCGGCGCCCAAGAAGGAGAGCACGAAAAAGGAGACAGGUGGACGUAGAAACAAGAGGCGAGAUUAGGCGAAAAAAGCCAAAAUAUCUCCUCCUAAGAACUACCCUGCCAUCAUGCCUUUGCCCUAUAAUCACAUCCCCUCCUCCAGCCCUCAGGACAAAAAUCUGGGCUUUUCUACUCCCCUAUCCCCACCAAAGGUUGGACAUCUUGUAGGGCUGUAUGAUAUUUGUAUAUAUUGUACAGAUUUGUCAAUUCUUACAUCCUCUCCAUACUUACAGAAGCACUUUUGUUUAUGUGAUGAGAGGAGGAAUGGAACUACCUGCUUUUCUACUCAUGUCACCCAACAACAUCGACAUUUAGAUCACAAACAAGAAUGUAGAAAAAGGAAAUGUUUUGAGCUUUAUCAGUACUAUGAAUUUGGUACAUAUCUGACUGUAGACAAACAUACAUACGUAUGGCUAUCUGCCUUAAUUCAAAUCUAAUGCAAACGUACACUGGGGACAUUCCCUCGACCAAAGAAACACUACAAAUAUCCAGUUCCAUACCUCUUCCCAGACCCUACCUCUGCCAGCCCAUACUCUCCCCAACCAUCUCCAGUAUUUCACAAAAGAUCGCCAUCACCUUUAUUUUUUAAGCACUUGGUUUGUAUAUUACUGUGAUAUAUGAAUAUAUGUAUCUAUUAUAAAUAUAUAUUUUACAAAGAAAAUUUGAAUACAAAUUCAACAAAAAUGCGACAAACCUGCAAUGGUAAAAGAGGGUUUCUGAAAGUGACCAUCCUAUUACGAUUCACAAUUACUGUACAGCCACGUUGUCCAGUGUUGCUACUAGGGACGUCAGCGAUAUUUACAUUAAUUAAUUCUCUGCAGUUAAUCAGUUAACUGCAGAGAAUAUUUUUGACUGGUUACGCAUGUUUGUCUAAAUAUAGAGGAAAGGAAAUUCAAAUUAGAUCUCUUCCUUGUCCAGCCUAUUUCUCCCAAUAUAUAAUGUCAAUAUGAGAUUUUGACUAUUUUCUUUUACGUCAGGUGUGUUUCCACUUUAAGCUAACUGAAGGUCUGUCAGUAAAGCAACCAGGAAAUACAAUUAAAGACAGAUGUUAAUUACAAAAUAUUAAAAUUUCACCAUCUUCAAAUGGAUAGCACUUUGAAAUGUGGCGCUAAAGCUCACUGAGUCAGUGGAGCGCCAGACUGAAAGGAGACGCCUCUUGUGCCAUUUGGCGAUCCUUUUUUUUUUUUUAACCCUUUGAAACCUGGAACAACAUCACUUUUCUUGCACUACUUUCAGAAGCCUUUCAGAAGCAUUUAAACGUUUGAACACUUAGCAAAAAGUUUUGACUUCUUUCAAAAAACAUGAAAAAAGGGCCACUUGCAGCUUGGUAAGAAAUGUUCCACUGAUUAUUAGGU